Salvia miltiorrhiza (redroot sage) is the source of this 638-nucleotide messenger RNA. Its product is annotated as axial regulator YABBY 5-like. Gene Ontology annotation, cellular component: nucleus. Bases 1 to 597 code for a protein of 198 amino acids. Gene Ontology annotation, biological process: multicellular organism development; cell fate commitment; polarity specification of adaxial/abaxial axis. Lineage: Eukaryota; Viridiplantae; Streptophyta; Magnoliopsida; Lamiales; Lamiaceae. The record is from RefSeq and is a predicted model, not a curated record. The transcript is spliced from 6 exons.
AUGUUGACAUUGCAUGAUCUGCAGGAGCAAAUUUGCUAUGUGAAGUGCUGCUUUUGCAAUACCAUCUUACUUCUUAACCUGAUAUAUUUUGUGCGGGUUAGCGUUCCUUGGAGCAGCUUAGCAAUGGUGGUGAGAAUCAGAUGCGGCCACUGUGAUAACAUCUUCUCUCUCAACAUGCUUCACCUCUUUCCUUCACUCCACCAAAUGCAGCCAGAUUUGGAAGUGUGUGAUGAGAAGGUGGCCGACGAAGAAGAGGAAGACGAAGAUUAUGUUUGGUGCAACCAAGUUAUCCACAAACCACCGGAGAAGAAGCAACGUGCUCCGACUGCUUACAAUCACUUCAUCAAGUACGAAAUCAGGAGGCUGAAGCUCCAGCAUCCCAACAUCACUCACAAGCAAGCUUUUAGUGCUGCUGCCAAAAAUUGGGCGCAUUGCCCACAAAGUGAGUAUAGAGAUGGAGAAGUCUAUGGCUGUGAUGAAGGAGACAGAGAUAUGGUUAUGCAAUGGACUGUCGAUGAUGAGGUGCAUUUUCUUGGCAAUGCUUUCCAUGAAACUAAGGCAUUAAGGCAAUGUGGUUGCACCACAACACCUUUCUAAUCCACCCAAAUACACAGAAUUUGCAACCGUUGUCUAAGGAG